Molecule: messenger RNA, 3402 nt
Organism: Hypomesus transpacificus
Lineage: Eukaryota; Metazoa; Chordata; Actinopteri; Osmeriformes; Osmeridae
Product: mitofusin-1-like
Exons: 18
Coding region: 181-2457 (758 amino acids)
Biological process (GO): mitochondrial fusion; mitochondrion localization
Cellular component (GO): mitochondrial outer membrane
Molecular function (GO): GTPase activity; GTP binding
Source: RefSeq, a predicted model, not a curated record
GCCUUGUGUUCCUGACCGCUAGCAGAGACAAGGAUAACAAAUGGAAGGUUAGCGGGGAUUGUCAAGUAACCUUUAUCAAAAACCUGCACCCGAUAUAGAGUAUUUGUCAUAUACAGCGAAAGGAUUUUCCUGUGGUAUGAAAAGGAAGGUUUGGUCCACUCAUACAUUGUGAUCUGAAACAUGGAUUCCCAGAAAGUCCCCCUCCUCAGACGAACGGAUUCAGCCCAGGGGGACUUUUCACCUCUGAAACACUUUGUAGUGGCCAAGAAAAAGAUCGGUGAUGUGUUUGAACAACUCCUGCAGUAUGUGAAAGAAGCCUCUGCGUUUGUAGAAGAAACCUGCCAGAAUGAAGCCUUGGAAAACAUUGCCAGCCAGGACCAACAGGAGCAGAUUCAGGCUUAUGCAGACAAACUGGCUGUUAUCAAAGAAGUUUUAGCGCGCAGACACAUGAAGGUGGCCUUCUUUGGCAGAACAAGUAAUGGAAAGAGCACUGUAGUCAACGCCAUGCUGAGGGACCGAGUUUUGCCCAGCGGCAUCGGCCACACCACGAACUGCUUCCUGAGCGUGGAGGGCACGGACGAGGACAAGGCCUAUCUCAAGACGGAGGGCUCCGAAGAGGAGAAGAGCAUCAAGACAGUGAACCAGCUGGCACAUGCUCUGCACAUGGAUGAGAGCCUGGACGCAGGCUGCCUGGUGCGAGUCUUCUGGCCCAAGACCAAGUGUGCUCUGCUGAGAGACGACCUGGUUCUGGUGGACAGCCCCGGGACUGAUGUCACAACACAGCUGGACAGCUGGAUCGACAAGUUCUGUCUGGACGCCGAUGUGUUUGUUCUGGUCGCCAACUCGGAAUCAACACUCAUGAACACGGAGAAGCACUUCUUCCACAAGGUGAACGAGCGCCUCUCCAAGCCCAACAUCUUCAUCCUCAACAACCGCUGGGACGCCUCGGCCAACGAGCCCGAGUACAUGGAGGACGUACGGAAGCAGCACACGGACCGCUGCGUCAACUUCCUGGUGGAAGAGCUGAAGGUGGUGGACCGCGAGCAGGCCCCCAACCGCAUCUUCUUCGUCUCGGCUAAAGAGGUGCUCAACUCCCGCAUGCAGAGAGCCCAGGGCAUGCCCGAGACCGGUGGCGCUCUGGCAGAGGGCUUCCAAGAGAGGCUCAGAGAGUUCCAGAGCUUUGAGAGGAGGUUCGAGGAGUGUAUCUCGCAGUCAGCAGUGAAAACAAAGUUUGAGCAGCACACGAUCAGGGCCAAGCUAAUCGCAGGGAAGGUCAAAGCCAUCAUGGACGCCAUCAACAUCGAGUCGGCCGAGAAGAGAGUGCUGUCGCUGGAGGACCGCGAGUACCAGAUGGACCGUCUGGAGUUUGUGAAGAACCAGCUGAACCUGCUCAUCCAGGACAUCAAGAUGAAGAUCAAGACCAUCACUGAGGAGGUGGAGGCCAAGGUUUCCAGUGCUAUGGGCGAGGAGAUCUGUCGCCUCAACGUGAUCAUCGACGAGUUUCACGCCGACUUCCACCCCUCCCCCCACGUCCUCAAGAUCUAUAAAACGGAGCUGCUGGCCCACAUAGAGCAGGGCAUGGGCAAGAACCUGGCCUUCCGCUGCUCUGACGCCGUCAACGCCUCGGUGCAGUGCUCCCAGAAAGACAUGAUCGAGAGCCUGCAGCCUCUGCUGCCCCCUGCUGUCCAGAGCCAACUCCACAUGCUGAUCCCCAACAGGAAGUUUGACCUGAGCUACGACCUCAAUUGCGCCACGCUCUGCUCCGACUUCCAGGAGAACAUCGAGUUUCGCUUCUCCCUGGGCUGGAGCGCCCUGGUCAACCGCUUCCUGGGGCCCGCCAACGCCCAGAGGGCCCUCAAACUGGUGGACCAGAACUUCCAGGUCCCCCGCCCGGCGCUGCCCAUGGCCCGCACCCCCUCCAGCGGCCCCCCUGCCGUGGCCCCGGCCCAGGACGGGCCCCUCAUGACCCAGGAGGACCUCAUGCUGUCGGUGGCCACCAACCUGGCGUCCCUCACCUCGCGCACCUCCAUGAGCGUGGUCAUCGUCGGCGGAGUGGUGUGGCGAACGGUGGGCUGGAGGCUGAUCGCCCUGUCAGCCUCGCUCUACACCCUGCUGUACCUGUACGAGAAGCUCACCUGGACCACCAAGGCCAAGGAGCGCGCGCUCAAGCGUCAGUUUGUCAACUACGCCACGGAGAAGCUCCAGCUCAUCGUCAGCUUCACCAGCGCCAACUGCAGCCACCAGGUCCAGCAGGAGAUGGCCUCGACCUUUGCGCGGCUGUGCCAGCAGGUGGACCUGACGCAGAGGGAGCUGGAGGGGGACAUCAGCCGCCUGACCACCAAGGUCCAGCAGCUGGAGAGCGUCCAGGGCCACUCCAAGAGCCUCCGACACAAAGCCACCGAGCUGGAGAGCCUGCUGGAGACGUUCACAGCCCAGUAUCUCCAGCCUCCGCAGUGAUGGGACGGCGAUCGCUACAACCCCCUCUCUCUCUCUCUCUCUAUCUCUCUCUCUCGAACCUCCAGUUCGAGCGCCCGGCGUCGGCCUAGGCCUGUUUGGACCCCCCCCCCCCCCCCCCCUGUUUUUCACUGCCGUUUUUACGACGUGGGUUAUGAGAACAACACAGGUCCACCCUCGACAGCCCUCUCCCCUCCCCUCAGGACGUCUCUCCUCCCAGGAACAGAUGUUUGUGAGUGUGUGUUCCCGCGCUGCGAGCAACCAGAACUGUCCAACCAAAACACACUGCCUGUAAUACAAAUGUUUUUGUUUUUGUAUCGUGUGCGCGUCGGGUGGUGUGAAUGCGUUCCGAAGACUCAGACGUUACAGGAUCAAUCCGUAACCCUUCACGCAGCUGGAAGACCAGUGGUCCGGUGCUGUACGUUGACACUACUGUACUCCUGACUGUGAAUAUGCCUUUCGACUAACUUCUGAAGUUUAGCGUGUGUGACAUAUUUGUAGAUUCCGAUUUUGUUCCUGCAUGGCGAUUUUUAUUCAGAGCAGAGAAUGCUCUGGCUACUUUUGGCAAAGAUUCAACUAACGACAACAACAAAAAAGGAUGAUCAGUGUGAAUUAUCAGGGUCCACGCGUAGUCGCAACCUGAAAAGAGUGCAACUUGAAGGAGAAAGGCCUUUGUUCACUUGAGAUUCUUGUUCUUAAGUGAAACGGUAUUCAUGAUUUCGGAGAACUCGUUUCCAAACUAGGAAAUUGAAGCUGUAUAGAUUGUAGCUUUUUGAUAACUUGAACCAUUUUAUAAGUUACUCAGUUGUUUCUACUAAUUUGACCUUUAACUGAGAAUUUAAACCUUUUCACUUGUAUCAAAGACAGUUACUUUUUUCCUUGAUGAAUGUGAAUUCUGAUACCUGAUUUAAGAGAAUCCACUGUAUUAAACUACUACUUGCCAUGUCA